AUGAGUGGAGCGCCGCUCUCCGCGGAGUUCCCUCUUCGCGGCUGGGCUGCGUGGUCCUCCGGCGACUGCCGCCACCCCUCCGACUCCUUCCAGUGGCUCGACUUUGGGCCGCUGCCGGAGGAGAGUGCUGGCCUGCCGUUUGCCGCCGGCGCAGACGGGCUGCUCCGCAUCACGCGCCCGGGGAGCGUGUGGGUGCGCGUGCACGUCGACUCGGUCGGAGGCUCGCCGUUUCGCCACCUGAUCGUCGGCCCGGGCCAGCUGCCACAGCGGCGGGCGCGUUGCGCCGGGCCGGUGGGAGCGUGCGGCUCCUGCCUCGCCGGCUUUGCCUUUGGCGACUGCGGCUGCGUCGGCACGACCCACCCCGGCACCUCGGUCAAUUACCAGCGGGACUUUGGCGUCGGGGGCGGCCUCCUCGGCGUCGGCGCUGUGCCAGCGCACUGGGCCGUGACUGGCGGCAACGAGACGCGGCAUCCCGCGCCCGUCCCGAGCCUGCGCGGCGCGAUGCAGCUGACCUUUGUCCCCGAGGGGGGAGGGGGAGGGCCGCCGCCGUUCGACUCGCAGCCGUGCGACGACGUCUGCCUCGCGCCCCACGCGCCGCGUACUCCCGCCGAGGCGGACGCCCUCUGGUGGUGGGGAGACGCGCCUGUCCGCCUCGGGAAGGACAAGUCCCUGUGGCUCGAGACGUACGACGCGGGCCACUUCGUCUUCUCCGACCUCGCCGGCGCUAACCCUGACCCUGACCCUGACCCUACCCCUAACCCUGACCCUACCCCUACCCCUACCCCUACCCCUACCCCUAACCCCAACCCUCACCCUACCCCUCACCCUACCCCUCACCCUAACCUAGGCGGCUUCUCUCCUGGCGCCUUUGGCGAGGUGGGGAGGGCCUCGUCGCUGCAGACUCGCGUGCGCGGAGACGCCACCCCGUGGUACUCGUCGGUCGUGCCGUGGCCAGCGGCGGAGGCGAGCAGCGUGCGCGCUGCGCUGGGCACGACGACGCUCGCGCGCCCGCAGCAGCUUCGCGUCAUGUACCAGCUGCGCGACGCGAGCGGCAACAGUCUCGUGAGGCAGCCGGCGAGCGCUCCGCAGGUGCGCUACCGCGACGGCGGCGCAGAUCGGACGGUCUCGUGCGGCUUGCCGGACGGCAGCUCCGGCGUGGGCGAGUGCGUCGGGUUGCUUUCGAGGGGAGCAUUCGCCACCGAGCGCGAGGUGACGCUGUCCUUGCUGUGGCCCGACGCGGCGACGGUGGCGCUGCCGUCCUUCGCGAGCGUGCGGCUGCAGCGCGAGCCUUCCUGGUCGGCGGCGGGGGGCUGGAACGCGCACCGCGAAUCGGUGGCGGCCGUGGCCUUUGGCGCGGUGCUCCCGUUCGAGGACGUGUUCUUGGCCGCCAGCGGACGACGAGCAAGCUUCGACGUCGCGGCGAGCCGCGCGGCGCAGACCAUCUCAGUCGGAAAGUUCCAGCUCGUCUUUGACGCGGCGGCGUGCGAGGUGACGGGCGACUCGGGGAGGCACCCGAACUUUGGCACCUGGGACACGCUGCCCGACUCGCGCGCCGGCGAGUACGGGCUGCUCUUCAUGAACGGGAACGACGGUUACGUCGCGCGGGCAGAGGUCUUCGUCAAGGCGUCCCAGGACCGGGCGGGGCGCACCCGAGACGUGGGCUGCGCGGGCGAGUGCAGCUACACGCCGGCCGCGGGCGCCCCGAGCGGCGCGGUAUCGCUCUUGGCGUCACACGGCGGCGCUUCGGACGAGCUGACGGUGCAAGUACGCUCUCCGACGACCGUGCGGCUGUCGGUGGACGACGCGACUCUCUCCGCGGUCGGGUGCCACCACGACGCCGCGACGGACAUGUACCAGUCGACUCGGCUGCGGCUCACCGUCGACGGCAGCCUCGACAUGACUCGCCUCUCGACGUACUCCAGCUCCGACCCCCGCAUCGCCGAGGUGGUUGGCAGUCGCGUGGUGGGACGCGGCGUUGGGACGGCGACCAUCUCGGCGUUCGGCGGCGUCGCGUCGACCACAGUGACGGUGGAGGCGGCCGUGCUGCAGCCGUCGCUGGUGUCGCGCAUCGUGACUUCGCUCAGUGCGGAAAAGCGAGCUCAGAGCUUCACGAGCGAAGCGAGCGUCGGGUACCUCUACACCUUUGCGGCGUACGCCAACGGGGACGUGCACACGCUGGAAGACGACGCGCUGAACGUGAGCGUGCUCGCGGCGGACAGGGUGACGCACACGCUGGCGGGCGGGCGGCACGCGGUGGGAGUCGUGCCGGAUGCGCGCGCGGCGUCAUGCGACGAGGAGCUGAUGAGCGUGGCCCUCACGGCUUGCGGCGGCUCACUGCCAGCCGCGGUGCCGCCUCUCGUGCUCGCGCUGCCCUCGCCGGUCGCGCUGAGGCCACUGGCAGUGUCGACCGCCCACAUCGCCCCGAGCGACAGCUUUGCUCGCUCCGCCGCGCUGAGCAGCCGGCCCGCAGAGUCGGGCAGGCUGACGCGGGCGCUGGUUGCGAUGAGCGACGGACCCGACAAGGACAUGCUUGCCGACGCGCGGGUGACGCUCACCUCGUCGGACGGCGCGUGCGUGGAGGUGGCGCCCAGUCUCGCGGAGGCCCCGAGGUGGGACUUUCGCGCGGUCCCUGGCGGAGCGUGCACGCGCGCAGUCCUCACCGCCACCUUCACGCUCGGCUCGUGGGUGAAGAACGCGACCGCCGCCCUGUACAUCGUUCGUCCAAAGUCGCUGAGCGUUGCUGCCGCUUUGCACCCGCCGUGCAGCAGCUCCGCGGCGGCGCUGUACGUGCUGGGGUGCAAGGGGCGCGUGCGGCAGCGCGCCGCCUUCACCGCGUCGUACGAGCUGGAGGCGGACGACGCAGGCUACUCGCGGGGCGGCAUCGUGAGCUUGGGACACGCGGACGUCACCCUCGCCCGAGCCAACCUCAAGCUCCUCUCCGGGGCUGUGCACGAGGGCGUGGCGGCGGGCGGCGCGUCCUUUGGCGUGAGCCUGCGCGGGCAGAGCGCAACGCACCGCCUGCUCAUCUCGGACGAUCGGUUGCGCUUGGCCGAGAGCGCAGCGUCCGUGGCGGAGACGGUGGUGACGACGCGGCGCGUGGCCGUCUCGGCGACGUUCAGCGGUCGCGGCGUCGAGUGCACGUACUCGGACUGGGCGGUGCGUGGCAGCUUGGGCACGGCGAUCGAGGACGUGGCGUCCUUCUCGGUGGCGUCGGCGUACGGCGGCGUGCUGAGCGUGUCUGCCGACGGCACGGUGACGGCGCUGGCGACGCAUUGGGCGAGGGCGUCGUUCUCGGUGACCAACGCGUGCGACGCGUCGGACGUUGAACACGUCUCGCUCUUCGUCAACCCGGCGGCCGGCGAGCUCGACUUGGGCGAGGCAUCGCGGGCGCCGCUGCAGGCGGGCAGCACGCUCGAGGCGAUCGCCGCCUACUUGCUGUACAAGUCGGCGGAGCUCGAUGCCACGGCAGCCCGCAGCAGCUGGGCGCCGCACGCCGGCGGCACAUUCCAGGGGACGCUGCAGGCCGUGGCGCAGCCCUUCGACUCGCCGACGAGCGACGGCGCCUACGACAGGUGGUCGAAGGUGGUGUACGCGGAUUUCGUCAAGUCGGGCUUCACGGGCACGAGCUGGAGCCGGAUGAACCCCGCCAGCGUGGCGCUGGCGGUGCGGGGAGGAGUGCGAAGCGGAACGGUGGGGCUGCGGCUGGAGGUGAGCUGCGGCGGCGCGUCGCACUUUCUGCCGAGCGCGGAGGGGGCGACCGAGCUGCCCUUCACCACGGGGUGGAGCGAGGUGCUCCCCUACCAAGCGGCUCGCCGCCUCGCGCUUCAGCCACGUCUGCGGCGGAGGCUGGGCGCGGCGGCGCACGGCGACGUGACGGGCGACGGCGUCACCGACGCGAGCGACCUCGCCGCCGUGGUCAACUACUUCAAGGCGCCGGCAACGGUCCGCCUCGACCUCCUCACCGACGACCAGAAGCUCUGGCUCGACGCCAACCGCGACGGCGAGUACGCAAACGCUGGCGACGUCCUGUACGCCGCCCGCGCCUACGCCGGCGCAACCGCCUACGCCGUCAUCGAGCCUCUGGGGUGCCCGACCGAGGCGCAGGGCGAGCUGUCGGCCACGGUGACGAGCUACUCGGCCGCGCAGCACGUGCUCGAGGCCGUCGAGGCAGCGGUGGAGCUGGUCUACACCCGCAGUCCUACCUCCGCCCCCGCGCCCUCUCCAGCCACGCCCUCUCCAGCCACGCCGUACUGGCUCGGGGCGAGGGUCGAGUCCGGGGCGCGGCUUCCGCCAACCGCGCCGCCCUCACCGCCGGGUGGGCCGCGCUCCGCCAGCUUUGCGAUGGAGGCCACCCGUGGCGGCCGCUCGCUUCGGCUGCGGCCCGAGGGCGGGUGGGAGGACGGGGCGCGGCUCGAGCUGGCGUACGUCGUCGGCAGGAGGGGCGACAGCGAGGCGCGAGCGAUCUUUCUCCAGUCCACCAUCACAGGGCAGCGGUUCGUGCCGCUGCAGGGCUGCACUCUUCGCUUCUCGCCGGUGCAAGUGCCGGUGUCGAUGUCGGCGCCGGCGAGCCAGGAGCCGCUGCUCCGCCACGCCUUGCGCAACGCCGGCCGCAGUGGCGAGGCCGAGCCGAUGCUCUCCGCCGCUGCUCUCCGCUCCGAUGGCGGCCGAGCGACUCCGCCCAGGCCGACGGCCGGGUGGCUGGGGAAACCAGCCCCCCAGCCGCUGCCGAAGCCGGACCCGCACCAGGUUCUGCGCGAGCGGCCGCCGCUUUCCCCGCGCUCACCCCUCGUGGCGGCGUGGGAGGAGGGUGGGCGCACGGUCGCCCGCUUGUUCGAGUUCGACGGUGCCGACCCCUCCGCCCCCGGCUCGUCGUCCGAUUGCCCGCCCGACAGUGCGGCGAGGCAGGCGCGGGGUCGUGCCAUUCGAGCGCGCGCCUCCAGCUCCGCUCACGUCGGCGGCGAGGAGCUUCUGCUCGACGGCCGGCAUUGCGCGCACGGCCGGAAGGAGCCCUGGUACUGGGCUCCGUCCGCGGCGCCGGUGCAGUUUUCCUCGCGGCAGUCGCGGGGGGGCGACUGCGAGGGCGCCGCCGGAAGCUCGAGCGGCGGCGGCGCAGCAGAGCCGCGCAGAGAGGAGGUCUUGGCAACUCUGAGUGACGCCGAGCGGACGCUGCGCGAGCAGCAGACGCUGUGCGAGUCUCUCGCCGCCGGUGAGAAGGACGCGGGCAUCGCGUCGCUGCUCCUUACGCGCGGGCGGGAGCUGGCGGCGACGCGGCUCGAGGUGUGCAACUGCUCUGUCGCCGUCGCACUCGGCACUGAGUCGGGGGGUGCCAGCUCACUGCAUGUCACGCGGGCCGAGUCGAGCGAGGUGGCGGCCGCCACGGCGGCGGCCGCCGCCGCGGGACGCGCCGCGGCUGAGGCUGCGCAGGCGGCCGACGCAGCGGCCGCGCGCGCCACGCCUAUCUACACGCUCGCGCGCUACACUCCGCAAACGAGGGCUGGCGGCGGGUUUGGUGGCGAGGCUGUGAGCUUGGCGGCGGCGGCGGCGGCGGCGGCGGCGGCGGCGGGGACAGAGGCGGCAUCACCCUGUCCGCGGCGCUCGCUGCAGCUCGACGACGACGACGACGACGAGGAGGAGGAGGAGGAGGAGGAGGACGAGGAGGAGGAGGAGGAGGAGGACGGCGCUGGCUUGCUGCAGGAGGGCUGGACGCUCGGCUCCUCUUUCCGCCACUCCUCCGCCCGCUCGUCCUCUCGCAAGAGCAGGGGCCGUGCCUCCUCCUCCUCCGACCGCUACUCCGCCGUCUACGACUCCUACGACUCGGAGGCCGGCGUGUCGCUGCAAGUGGCCGACGCCCCGUACUUUGACGAGAUCGACGACGACGAGCUGAUCGCCGCGUGGCCCGCGAAUCUCGCCCCGCCGCGCCAGGGCGAGGCCGAGCUCAAGCUCCCGACGGCGGGCUACCACACGCCGCCACAGCUCUCGGCGGCGGACCUGAGGGCGCUCAAGGCGGAGGCGCACGGGGCGGGCCUGUGGACGCCCUACGACAUGCCGCCGACCCCGCGCACGCCCUCCCGCGUCCCCUCGCUCCCCUCGCCGAUCGCCGAAGGGAGCGAGGGGCGUUCGCGCGGGCCGGUGCCGACGGCGCCGCCGCCGUCGGCGAUGCCGUACCGCGGGCCAGCGCGCGAGGCGGACGGACUGCCCGUCGACGAGGACGCCGGCGAGAGCGACGCGCAGGAGGCGCACCGGCGGAGGCAGAAGUUUGACCGCGCCGUUGCCUCCAACAUCUUCGCCGCGUCGCAGCGGCUUUCGCACCGCGCAGAGUCGCUCGGUGCGCUCGCCGAGGGCUGCGAGCCGCAGGCGGAGGCGGCGCUCACCGCUGCGCGCGCCUGCCUCGACGGCGAGGUGCAGGAGCUGCGUCGGUUCAUGCGGCAGCUCGCGCGCUUGCUCGAGCGCGACCCGAUCCUCCCGAAGCGCGAGCAGAUGCGCUGGGUGAUCCAGGCCGAGCGCAACUACUCCCGCCUCCUCUCGCCAAGCCCCCAGCCGCCGGCCGGCGCCGCGAUUGGAGCAAAGCCGCCGCCCGCGAAGCGCCGGCGGGGCCUUCCCUGGGGGCGGCGCAAGAGCAAGGCUAAUCAAUCCGGCCAAGUGUCGGUGCCGCAGAUCUCGCAGGGGAGCGCAACACCUCUCGCGAUCUGAGCCGCCGCUCGGGGCGGAUUUCGAGGAAGGAAUCGGAGGAGAUCAGAGCGGAUCAUCUGGCUGUGUCGGUGCUACGUACUGUCUCUCUGUCUGGGGCGGGGCUCGCGGGGCGCUGGCUGUUAGUGGCCGCACACCCCUAGCCGCUCCUCACACUCUUGUCUCUCACAUGGUGGGGUGCUCUCUCUCUUGUGAUGUGUCCGUCGCUGCGCUGGCCUUCUCUUCGCGUCUGGAGAGGCGUGUCCGUGUGCAGCAGCUGUGCGCAGAGGUACUGGUUUUCUGCCCUGUCUUAUCCGUGUCUACGUCGUGGCGCAGCUGAACAUGAAGCAAAUUUUGACACAUUGCUCUCU
Messenger RNA from Emiliania huxleyi CCMP1516, 7037 nucleotides. RefSeq lists its product as hypothetical. The coding region runs from base 1 to 6690 and encodes 2229 amino acids. The record is from RefSeq and is a predicted model, not a curated record. The transcript is spliced from 11 exons. Gene Ontology annotation, biological process: polysaccharide catabolic process. NCBI's taxonomy places the organism in Eukaryota, Haptophyta, Isochrysidales, Noelaerhabdaceae. Gene Ontology annotation, molecular function: hydrolase activity, hydrolyzing O-glycosyl compounds.